GCCACGCGACAGCUGUUAUGAUUACUACAUGCCUCCACAUGACAAGUUUGAGUUCUGAUUCUUAGGGCCUCGCAGCGCGUGUGUGUGGUCGGCGAUGGUGUUGAGGAGAGUUUGUGAGCUCGUGAUGCAGCAUGAGUGAUUACUCUCUUCAGCAGGAGAACGAGCUCGAGGCGCUGUCAUCGAUAUACGGAGAUGACUUCAGAGACAUCCGAGCAGAGCUUCCCUGGAAGGGCAGUCGUCCUCCAGAGGUUUACCUGACCCUGCGGCCGAAGGGACUCGCUUACGGACAGACCAGUUACGUCUCAGUGGACCUGCAGGUCAAAUGUCCACCGACAUAUCCUGAUGUGCCUCCGGAGCUGGAGCUGAAGAACGCUAAAGGCUUGUCCUUCGACAAACUAGAGCGACUCCAGAAAGAGCUCGACAAACUGGCCCGAGACCGAUGCGGAGAGGUGAUGAUCUACGAGUUGGCGGAUUGUGUUCAGGGUUUUCUGACGGAGCACAACGUUCCUCCCUCGAGCUCCUUCCACGAGGAGAUGCUGAAGAACCAGCGGCGUCUGCGGGAGCGUUUGGCUCUGGAGGAGCAGCAGAAGAUCGACCAGCGCCGCAGACAGGAAGAGAAGAUGCAAAACGAGAUUCUGGCAGAAAUCCAGAGGAGAGAAGAGGAGAGGCGAGAAGAGAAGAGAAAGAAAGAGAUGGCCAAACUGGAGCGUCAGGAGAGCUCUGCCGUCACCGUCCCAGCGGCUUCAGAGAGACGAGCUUCUGCCUCGUCAGGGUCUCCGGUCGAUGCGUCUGAGGGGAAGAAGACACUGACGAACAGACGCCGAACCACAUCCAGCAGCAGACACAGACGAGACACGUAUAAUGAAGAUAACGCACGGCAGCAGGAGCUCCUUCACUUCAGCAACAGCUUCCUCGGAGAGGUCGUCGUUCACAGAGGGAAGUGCAUCGGUGAGAGCGAGCGACUGGGUCGCAGUGUGUAUUAUGCGUUUAACUCCACGUCUGGAGAUUUCUCCGUCGUCUACGAGUGGAUCCUUCGCUGGAACAAGACAGUCGGAAAGUUCUUCACCAGCCAGGAGAGAGAGAAAAUAGAGAAAUGCAAAAAACAGGUGCACAAGCAGCUGAAGCCGUCCUGUGUGCUGCUGGACGCUCGGGGAGAUGUGAGGCUCGCAGACUACAGUCUGGCCAAGCGUCUGGCAGACGUCUGUAAGCAGGACAUCUUUGAGCAGAGUCAUGUGCGCUUCAGCGAGGACGCGCUGCCCUCGCGCUCCGGGAAGAAGGGAGACGUCUGGAGCCUGGGGCUGAUGCUGCUGGCGCUCGCUCAGGGUCAAGAGGUCAAGGAGUUUCCCGUAACGCUGCCAGAGAACCUGCCGGCGGACCUGCAUGACUUCCUUAACAAGUGUGUGUGUCUGAAUGACGCGGAUCGCUGGCACGCUCACCAGCUCCUGGAUCAUCCGUUCCUGCGUCCUCCGUCACCCAAGAGCAUCGCUCCGUGUCCGGAGUCCAGUCCAGAGGACACGGGCGUUGAUUUCGCCUCCACGAUCGUCCCACGCAGUCACCUCCUCAGCGCCCCCUUCAGUACGGAGGUGCAGAAGCAGUUCUCGCGCUACUACAACGAGUUCUCAGAGCUGCAGCUGCUGGGGAAGGGAGCGUUCGGGGCUGUUAUAAAGGUCCAGAAUAAGCUGGAUGGCUGUUAUUACGCGGUCAAGCGGAUCCAGGUGAACCCGGCUAGCAAACAGUUCCGGCGGAUCAAAGGCGAGGUGACGCUGCUGUCACGACUCAACCACGAGAACAUCGUGCGAUAUUAUAACGCCUGGAUCGAGCGGCACGAGACGCCGGCGACCGGAGCCGUAUCCAGCGACAGCUCCGAGACCGUCAGCAGCCCCGAGCGACCGCAGCGACCCGCGGCUCCGGAGCGAAACGAGCUGGGACUGAUGGACAACAUCGAGGACGACGCUCCUCCGCCGGCCCUCGCCAGCUCAGUGGAGUGGAGCACGUCUCUGGAGAGAUCGUCCAGCGCUAAAUGCAGCGCUGCAGACUCCUCCGACGACGAGGAGGACGAAGAUGAAGAGGAGGAUGUCUUCUGUCCCUCCUUCCUCAGAGUUCAUGUUGUUUCUCUGCAGGAGAAAGCAGCAGAUCCGCUGGAGAGCUCCGACUCGGAGAAGCCGCUGCUGAUCGCGCAUUACCUGUACAUACAGAUGGAAUACUGUGAAAAAAGCACGUUGAGAGACACGAUCGAUCAGGGCUUGUAUCAAGACGUCAGUCGCCUCUGGAGGCUCUUCAGGGAGAUUCUGGACGGUCUGUCCUACAUCCACGAGCAGGGCAUGAUCCACAGAGACCUGAAGCCUGUCAAUAUCUUCCUGGAUUCUCAGGAUCACGUGAAGAUCGGAGACUUCGGCCUGGCGACGGAUCAUCCUGCUAAUGUGGCUGCAGGUAAACUAGAGGUGGAGGACAGCAACUCAGGGUUUGACCCAAAACCAGAUCCAACAGAUAACAUGACUGGUAUGGUUGGUACGGCUCUUUAUGUCGGUCCAGAGGUUCAAGGAAACACUAAAGCCACUUAUAACCAGAAGGUGGAUCUGUUCAGUCUGGGCAUCAUCUUGUUCGAGAUGUCUUACAGACCCAUGAGCACAGCAUCUGAACGCAUCUUUGUGCUCAGUCAGCUCAGGAAAGAGUCGAUUAAUUUCCCCGAAGACUUUAACGAGAACGAGAGUGAAAUGCAGACGAAGGUGAUCAGCUGGCUGUUGACUCACGAUCCGGCGCUGCGACCGACGGCGGUGGAGCUUCUGAAGAGCGAUCUGCUUCCUCCGCCGCAGAUGGAGGAGUCCGAGCUGCACGAGGUGCUGCAGCACACCAUGGCUAACGUCAGCGGCAAGGCCUACCGCACCAUGGUCAACCAGCUCUUCUCCCAGAACAUCUCGCCCGUCAUGGACUUCACUUACGACAUCGACAUUCACAAGGGCAGUUUUCAUUUCAACACUGCUAAAGUCCAGCAGUACGUGUACGAGACGGUCACCAGGAUCUUCAGACGACACGGUGAGACGCACAGCAUUCUGGGUCGUGCUUCCGCUCUCAUACUUCCUGAUCCUCUGCUUCACCAGUACAGUAUCGAGCGCGUCUACAGGCCGAGGAAGCUGGAUCGAGCUCAUCCCAGAGAGCUGCUGGAGUGUGCCUUCGACAUCGUGAUUCCCAUCAGCAACAGUCUGCUGCCGGACGCCGAGGCCAUUUACACCGUCUCUGAGGUCGUACAGGAGUUCAGCGCGCUGGACAUAUAUGGUCUAAAUUGUGUGUUUUGUCUUAUUGUCUCUCUUCAGCUGGCGUUUGCCAGAUUUGUGGCCAGAAACAACAUUUCACAUCUCAAAAGGUACAGUAUCGAGCGCGUCUACAGGCCGAGGAAGCUGGAUCGAGCUCAUCCCAGAGAGCUGCUGGAGUGUGCCUUCGACAUCGUGAUUCCCAUCAGCAACAGUCUGCUGCCGGACGCCGAGGCCAUUUACACCGUCUCUGAGGUCGUACAGGAGUUCAGCGCGCUGCAGGACAGAAACUACACCGUCCACCUGAACCACACGAGUCUGCUGAAGGCCGUUCUGAUGCACAGCGGCGUCCCAGAAGACAAACUCACUCAGGCCUCCAACAUACUGUGUGACGCCAUGAGUGAGAAACUGACGAAGCGUGAAGUGGAAGCCAAAUUCUGUAACCUGUCCUUGUCCAACAACAGCUUGCAGACGCUGUAUAAGUUCAUCGAGCAGAAGGGUGACCUGCAGGAGCUGCUUCCUCUCAUAAACUCGCUCACCAAACAGAAGAGUUCAGCCGUCGCUCAGAUGGCCAAACAGGGCCAGAAAGAUCUAGAAGAAGUCAUGAGUCUCCUCAAGAAACUGUCCAUUAAACUACAGAUCAUGGAGUUUCACGGGCCGGCGGUGUCCGGUCCGGUCCCGACGGCGGUCGGCGCCAGCAUCGCUCUGGAUAAGAUCUGCUCGGCUGUGGCCAGUCUGGAGGAAGCGCCUCCUGUGAGCUCCUGUGACGUUCUGGUGCUUCCUGUGGGCCAGUCCUCCACCAGCAGAGCCAUUAAAGUCACUCAGAAACUCUGGGCGGCCGGAGUCUCUUCAGACAUCGUCUAUGACAUCUCGCAGUCACAGGAAGCUCUUCUGGAGCACUGCAGACAAGCUGGAAUCACAUUCAUGGUGCUGGUGUCUGAUAAAGAAGGACAUUACCUGAAGGUGAAGUCUUUUGAGAAAGACCGUCAGUCGGAGAAGAGAAUCCCCGAGUCGGAACUAGUCGAUCACUUCAUCCAAAAGAGCCGGACCAAACUCUCCGAAGAGAGAAACAGAGAGAUUUCCGAGAGUGCUUCUCUCCAGAAUCCAAAGGGAUCAUUACUGGGAAACUCAGGUCUGUCUGAGUCACACGGGAGCAACACCAUGAAUGUGAACCUCAUACCGCCUGAGAAAAUCUCAGCCAGCUCCCGACGGAGAUACGAGACGCAGAUCCAGACACGACUGCAGAAUCUGAGCAGCAACUUACAGAACAAGAGCAACGACAUUGAAGUGCUGGCUGUCGAUCUGCCCAAGGAAACCCUCAUCAACUUCCUGUCCCUCGAGUUUGAUGGUGAGGAGCAGUUCAACAUCAGCGUGAAGACGCUUCUCUCUCGGCUGCCCAAACAGCGCUACCUCAAAUGCAUCUGCGAGCAGAUCUACCACUUCAAGAUCUCCAAACGGGUGGCUGUGGUGGUCCUUUACAGCUACAGAGACGAUUAUUACAAGAUCCUGCUCUGAUCUCUGAUUUCACUGCAUUUUAAAGCUUUGCAGAUUCUGUCGUUAAACCAAGCGGAUUCCAUGCCAAAGGCUGAUGAGCGUCAUCUGAAGGGUCCAGUCAUCAAUCAUAUUAUUAACGAUUCCUGUGAAAUCACGUGAUUGAAUACUGUACAGUCCACAACUGAAGGAAAUAAAA
Molecule: messenger RNA, 4938 nt
Organism: Sinocyclocheilus grahami
Lineage: Eukaryota; Metazoa; Chordata; Actinopteri; Cypriniformes; Cyprinidae
Gene: eif2ak4
Product: eukaryotic translation initiation factor 2 alpha kinase 4
Exons: 37
Coding region: 132-4763 (1543 amino acids)
Biological process (GO): DNA damage checkpoint signaling; regulation of translational initiation by eIF2 alpha phosphorylation; negative regulation of cytoplasmic translational initiation in response to stress
Cellular component (GO): cytoplasm; nucleus; cytosol
Molecular function (GO): ATP binding; protein binding; eukaryotic translation initiation factor 2alpha kinase activity
Source: RefSeq, a predicted model, not a curated record